AUGCUUAUUCGCUAUAUUCCAGUAGACCAUAACUCCUUGCGGCUAGACGAGUUGCAACUCAAAACUCUACAGCAGACUCUGAAAGAUUACAACAGCGUGGCAAGUCUUAUGGCCGAUCAGUUGAAAAAGCUUGGUCAACUGUACAACAUUGACCCCAAGUUCCCUAAAAAGGCACGGAUUGUGUUACUCUGCUAUGUACUUGGCCUUUCAACAACCGGUCACAUUCAGACAGUGGCAACCAUAGACUCCUCGGCCCGCCUAUUAGGUUCGAUGAACACAAAUGUCGAUCCAUGUGACAAUUUCUACGAGUUCUCGUGCGGGCGAUGGGUGGAAGACCACAGGGUUCCGGAGUACAAGGGCUCCAUAGACACUAUGGAGCAGGUCUCGGACAGGCUGGAAAGGGAUCUGCAAGACCUCCUGGAAGUUCCUGCAGACAAUGACAUCGAACCCAUCAGAAAGGCAAAGCUCUUUUAUCGGUCGUGCAUGGAUGAGGAAACAGUUUCAAGCCGCGGAAUCGCGGACGCCUUGACAUUCAUCGAGGACCUCGGAGGCUGGCCCGUUCUGAAUGCCUCUUGGAACGAGUCGACCUUUGACCUGGAGGCACGUGUUGCGCAGGCGCGGCAGUACACGACAAAUUUCGUUUGGCCAAUCCCGCAUGGCAUAUUGAUUGCUCUGAAUAUACUCAACGAUUACAAAAUAUACGGAAUGCACACUAUAUACUUUGACCAACCCUCCCUGCUGAUGGAGGGAAAGGACAUGUACGAGGACCCUUCUCUGAUCAACGCCUAUAUCAAAUACACUACCAGUGUGGCCGUGGCGUUGGGGGCUGAUCCGCAUAUUUCAGUUGCGUACGCAGACAGACACGAUAUGGAAGGGAGCUACAGACGCAUGAAUGUGUCCCACAUUCAGACGCUCUAUCCGCAGUUUACCGAGGGUGUGAAGCAGUUGAAGUCACGUGGUCUGAGGUGCGCAGAGACAACCAACGAGUUCCUAGACAGCGCAACCGGAAGGAUGUACGCUGAGAAAUCAUUCGGACCUCGGCAGCGAAAUCAUAUGCUAGAACUCAUCAGUUAUCUGCGGAGGAUUUUCAAGGAAAUCGUUCUGAAAAACGACUGGAUGGACGAGUCGACAAAGGCGGAGGCUCUUAAAAAGCUUGAAGCCAUGAAGUCUCUGACAGGAUUUCCGGUUGUUAUUUUCAACGACUCUGUUCUAGAACAAUACUAUGAAAAGGUUGAACUUACUCGAGACAAUUUCUUCGAAAACCUGAGGAUAAUGCGGCGUCAUGCGGGCCUCACGCAACUGGCGGAACUUAGGGAGCCGAGCUAUGAAAAGUGGCCGGAAAGACCUGCAAUAGUGAACGCAUAUUACCACAGUGGACUGAACGCUAUAGUGUUUCCCGCCGGUAUAUUACAAAGUCCUUAUUACGAUUUUAAUUACCCAGCGUCUAUAAACUUCGGAGGAAUAGGACUGGUUAUUGGCCACGAGAUAACACACGGCUACGAUACCUCUGGUCGAGCAUUCGACGCCCGAGGACUCCUUGACAACUGGUGGAGUAACUAUUCCAGUGACAACUACUUGAAGCGCUCUCAAUGCGUCAUCAAUCACUACAGCGAGUUUCAGGUCCCCAACAUCAACAUGAAUAUAAAUGGCAAUAUGACUUUAAGUGAAAAUAUCGCUGAUAUAGGAGGAAUAAAGCAGAGUUUUAUGGCGUACAAGCUAUGGCUUAAUGAACACGGGAACCAAGAUGUGAGACUUCCGGGCUUGACAAAGUUUACACAUGAGCAGCUUUUCUUUGUUAACACCGCGCAACUGUGGUGUUCCAAGUUCACAGACGAGGCGGCUAGAAGGAGCGUCCUGACCAGUGUUCACAGCCUUCCUAUAUUCAGGGUGCUGGGCGAGCUUCGUAACUCGCACGAGUUCUCUGAGACGUUCCAGUGUCCAGUUGGGAGCUAUAUGAACCCUGACAGGGAGAAGUGCUCGCUCUGGUGAUCUCGACCUUGACUUUCGACCUUUGACCUCUAGCUUACAUCGUUUUGAAAUGCGACAUAUGUUUGUGUUCAGCAUGCAUUUGUGUUUGUGAGUUUGUGGGUGCGAAAUCUGGACGAUGGAUUGGGUCAUGAUCGACGACAUUGGAAUAAUGAACAGAAUAAAAGACUAUCUCGAAUGGUAUUGAAUACAAUACUCACAAGUGUUUGCGUUAAUAAGUACUUUAAUGUCGAAAUUUGUGUAUGGCACAUUGUGCGAUUAAUCAUAAAAACUUUAUGUUCGUCUGUC
This is a messenger RNA of Dreissena polymorpha, 2274 nucleotides long. RefSeq names its product neprilysin-1-like. The coding region runs from base 1 to 1989 and encodes 662 amino acids. NCBI's taxonomy places the organism in Eukaryota, Metazoa, Mollusca, Bivalvia, Myida, Dreissenidae. Gene Ontology annotation, biological process: protein processing. Gene Ontology annotation, cellular component: plasma membrane. The record is from RefSeq and is a predicted model, not a curated record. The transcript is spliced from 19 exons. Gene Ontology annotation, molecular function: metalloendopeptidase activity.